GCUCGCUCCCAGACCCCGGUCACUCGAACUCAACCUCACGCUCAACUCCUCCUCCUCCUCCUCCCCCUCGAAAUUCGCUUGCCCUCGUCGGCCCCGUCCUCCCGUUUCCUUCUCCGGACGACUGCGGUUACAGUCUGCCUCGAGCCCCAUGGAAUGCCAGGGGAGGAAGUCCCAGGUCGGCCAGACGGACCUCGGCGUCGCAGGCAACGCGAGAUCGCGAGGCCGGGGCCGGACGGGAUCUGAUCAGACCUGAUCACCACCACAGCACUUCCUUCCACUUCCGCUUUCAACAGAACUGUGGAGAGCGGGGGGGCACAAGUCAACAAGCCCCGGACGCAAAGUCAGCUGUCGAGGAGCAGCAGCAGAAGAUUGCAUGAGAGGUGCGAUCCUCUCGAAGCGGAACAAGCGAUCUGACGACACCGACCGGGAAGCACUGGGCCGAGGACGAGGUGCUGAUGGUGAGGCCGAGUCGAGCUGAGUUGUAACAGUGGGAGCAGUAGUGGCCGCAGCAGUGCUGCUGGACUCUCAUCAUCAUGAUGCUCCGCGAUGGAAGGGCCCGAAAAAAGUGACCCCCCUGCGAGCUGUGCGAAAUAGUUCGCGAGCGACCCGCGCACUGCUCCGUCGCCAGCCCCCAUGGAGCCGAGCGACGGCAUUGCACUCUCUAGCACUUACCGGAGUCAUGGGUGAAAGCAUCGGGCCGAGCCCAGCAGAGGCCCAAAGUAGGGGCCCAAAGCAGACCGAUCUGACAUGCGCGUGUGGAUCGGUGGAGGUGGAGAUGGAGCACCAGGCGGACCGGACGAUGGUGGUGGUGGUCUCAGAAUCAGGUUCUGCUAGUGCGAGUCCGGACUACGUAACGCAAUACGCUGGGGAGGGGAACCGAGAGGGAUCGAUUAGCUUAGAUUCAAACGACGGAAAUGCUAAUUGGUGACGGGAAUUCGGUUGUCGCCUUGUGGAGCAGCCACGACAGCUGCUGAACCGGGCAACAACGCGACAGUAGAUGUGUAUGGACACGGGCCUGUGGGGCUUCCUCCUCCGCGGGACCCACCUCGAGUCGCCCGUGGCUCCAUGCUGGGGCUGCUGCUCCUUCUGCUCUGGCUCGAGUCUCCCCCUCGCGCGCUCCCCUCUCCCGAAUCCUCUCCCUGCAAGCAAAGCAAAGCCCCCACGCGCGCACAGCCCUCUCCCCUCCCCUCCCCUCCCCUCCCCGCGCUCGCAACUUCCCCCCGGCCCUCCCCGCCCCGGUCCCCGUCCAACGUCCGAUAGGCCCCCUUCGCAUCUCUGCUCUCGCUCUGUGUCCGUCUGUCUGUUUCUUUCUUUUCCUCUCGCUCGCCGAGGUCUGAGCGAAUCUGCAUCGGAUCCGUCUCCCGAGCUCCAAGGGCUCGACGCCCACGAACGAUUGAUUGAGGCAGGCAGGGAGGAAAGGAAGGAAGGGAAAACUACCGCGCACAGUGGCCCCUCCUUCCUCACCCGUCGUGAACGGCUUGGGCCUUGCCGUUGUGGAGUGAAGCUUAUUUUAUAUAGCACUUUCCCAUUGACUCGGACUCCCCAUUGACUCCUCCCGCGAACUGCUGAGCUUAAUCAUUAACAGACUAAUGCCCGUCCCUCUCUCGCCCUCUCCCCGGCUCCUCCUUAUCUUCCCGAGUCGGUUCUGUCCGUAUAGAGCUCCUCUCGAACUGGUGUUCACUUCGAGGGUCGGAGUUGUGAUCGGAAAAUUUAUGAGACUAGACGACAGCAGUAAACCUGUCGCUCUCGACAAAUCUUCUUGUUCCUCUCUAGACCUCGGGAAAUUGGCGGCAUGGGGAUUCCCACCAACGAACUGAGCCUUGCCCCGGGCCUUCUUUCCUUCUGCUUUUUGAGACAAUUUGGUCAAUAUUGGUGCCAAGGCUUACGGGACAGGACAGCACGGUCCCGUCGCGUGGUCAGCGAGCGGGCGGGAGACGAGUUCGAUGUUGGAUAGACCAAGUCUGGAGCCUUGACACAGAGCUCUCUCACGGCUACUCAAGCCGCCUGUAGAAAAGCUAGUUUGGCUUGUUCGAAGUGGCGAAAGUCAGAUAGCAGAGCAGCGAAAUCUCGGCACGUUCCGUACGUUCGUCCCCACGGUUGUACUCGGACAUGCUUCGAUCACAAAAUUCCUCCGAAAAUGUUCUCUCCUGACCUUUUUUUCAGGAAAUGGGGGAGACCCACGCACAUAGAGACAGAGAUAGAGAGAGAGAGAGAAGGCGAGGAGAUGUACGAAGGACGCAUGUUGGAAAUGACUGGGGUCAAUUCAAGGUCCGUCCUUCGUUGGACUAAGGGAGGGAAGUGAGAUUCACUAUCUUCCCAAGUUCUUCUACUUCCUGCCGAGAAAUUGAGAAGGUAGAACUGAGGCCUUAGGCAUAAUAAGUAGAGUCGGUGGAUUAAUGGCACCGGGGGCCAAUUCUACACCGCUAUUUGCAGUUGCAGCGGCCUUGCUUUUAAAUUCACAGUGUUCGAGUCCGAGGAGAUGGCAGCCAAUGAGCACAGAGCCAGAGAAGUCUGCACAGUGUGCCUUGGUAGAAUCUCCGAGCUCGCCCGGACAGGUUCACAUGCUCCGCUGUUCUGCUGUAGAGUGGGGAACUGGGCGGGUCGAUGGAUGCAUUCAUGUUCGUUAGAGCCGGUCCAGGAGCUGACAAAACAACGGAUCCUCAUCAUUUGUACCCAAAGCUCAUAUUUCAUGCGAGCUGCAAGCGUCUCCCUGAUUGUCGUACCCUCCCGUAGAAGGAGUUUGAACCACCCAUGCAGACAGACAUUUCCAACACUGCACAGAUUGAGCUUUCGUGUUCCGGUUAAAACAGAUCUUGUGGAAGUUUUAGCUCGCCAAGCUAGAAGAUUCUUUCUUUAACGAAAAGUACUGACCACCAGAGUCGAUGGACAUUCACCCAUUGCAACAAAGGCUAGUCGCCAAAGCAACACAGCCUCUUAUUGGCUUCUACCUGCCGAAAUUCCCAUCUAGUCAGCACUUCGGCGUCAUUGGAGCUCAUCAUCUGAUCACCACUGACCCAAACCAAUUACCGUACACUUCUGAUUAGAGGUCCACAUUGCCCUCGUCUGCAUUUUGCUCCACUUGGUUGCUUUUACGUCGUUCCUUUUCUUUUUUUUUUUGCAUUAUUUUGCCGUCUUUUCGCCUCCAGGCUGAGCAUGCAGUGGGCGUCUGCCCAGCUACAGAAUCAUUUUUUCGAGCCAUCCCGUGGAUUUGAUCACACCUUAGAUUCCCAUACGAGGAGGGUUGCAAAACAUGUGAGCCACCAGUCUGUUGAAACCCAAAUGAUUUGACGAGUUCCCUCCGUUGCUGUGCAUAGCAGUCCGGUCUAUC
Marchantia polymorpha subsp. ruderalis is the source of this 3328-nucleotide messenger RNA. The record is from the annotation of a GenBank genome assembly. NCBI's taxonomy places the organism in Eukaryota, Viridiplantae, Streptophyta, Marchantiopsida, Marchantiales, Marchantiaceae.